AUGAGCCACAACGAAGGUAUGCUGCACUCUGCUGGCGCCACGGCCCAAGAAAUGGCCGACGCUGCUAAGGACAAGAUGUCCAACGCUGCGGAGAGUGUUAAGGAAACUGCGAAAUCCACCUACGACAAGGCUCGUAAUAUGGGCAAGGACGCUUCGGACAAGACUUAUGCAAAGUGUGGAGAAUGUAAGGAUGAUGCUGCCCAUAAGGCCCAUGAAGCAAGAGGCUACACAGCCGAAAAACUGCACAGAACCGGAGACAAUCUGCAGAGCAAGUAA
Strongylus vulgaris is the source of this 276-nucleotide messenger RNA. Lineage: Eukaryota; Metazoa; Nematoda; Chromadorea; Rhabditida; Strongylidae. The record is from the annotation of a GenBank genome assembly.